AUGUCUACAAUCACCGAGUCCGCGCGCAAAUCCAUGCCUUCCGCAUUGACCUUUGAGCGACACGCCAAUUGUUCUACAACCAAAGCCCGCGCCAGCACCCUCCACCUGCCGCAUGGCUCCGUUCCGCUGCCUAUCUUUAUGCCCGUCGCGACACAGGCAUCCCUCAAGGGCCUAACAUAUGAGCAGCUCCGGCAAACGGGAUGUAUGCUCUGUUUGAAUAACACAUAUCAUCUCGGCUUGAAGCCAGGCCAGGAGGUCUUGGAUGCAGUUGGUGGGGCGCAUAAGCUGCAGGGCUGGGACCGGAAUCUCUUGACCGACAGCGGAGGAUUUCAAAUGGUCUCUCUUCUCAAGCUGGCUACGGUCACAGAGGAAGGGGUGCGGUUUCUUAGUCCGCAUGACGGCUCGCCAAUGCUUCUCACUCCGGAGCACUCGAUUUCUCUUCAAAAUUCUAUUGGUUCUGAUAUUAUUAUGCAGCUAGACGAUGUGAUUGCCACUACGUCCCCUGACCAUGCUCGCAUCAAGGAAGCUAUGGAACGAUCUGUGCGGUGGUUGGACCGAUGUAUCGAGGCGCACAAGUAUCCUGAACGACAGAACCUUUUUUGCAUUAUUCAAGGUGGUCUGGAUCUUGAGCUCCGAAAACAGUGCUGUGCUGAGAUGGUUGCACGAGAUACCCCCGGUAUUGCUAUUGGUGGUCUCUCGGGUGGCGAGGCGAAAGAGGAGUUCUGCAAGGUUGUGGACACAUGUACAGGACUGCUUCCGGAAGAUAAGCCCCGCUAUGUAAUGGGUGUAGGGUACCCCGAGGAUAUAAUUGUGGCCGUGGCAUUGGGAGCAGAUAUGUUCGACUGUGUGUGGCCGACACGAACUGCGCGUUUUGGUCAAGCCAUUGUUUCGUCCGGUACAUUGAAUAUCCGCAAUAAGGAGUUCGCCCAAGAUUUUGGUCCCAUUGAUAAGGAUUGCACCUGUGCUUGCUGUCGCCCAACUGAGCAGGGCGGCCUUGGAAUCACGCGUGCAUACAUGUACCACGUGGCUGCGAAAGAAACGGUUGGCGCUCAUCUACUUACAAUCCAUAACGUCCACUUUCUAUUGUCUUUGAUGAAUUCUGUACACCAAGCCAUCCGAGAUGACCGAUAUCCGGACUUUGUGCGCCAGUUUUUCUCCAAUCAGUAUAGUGGUGACAAGUCCAAGUAUCCUGAAUGGGCUGUGGGUGCCCUCCGCGGUGUUGGGCUAGAUCUACUAGCAGAUUAG
Molecule: messenger RNA, 1245 nt
Organism: Penicillium riverlandense
Lineage: Eukaryota; Fungi; Ascomycota; Eurotiomycetes; Eurotiales; Aspergillaceae
Product: tRNA-ribosyltransferase family protein
Exons: 8
Coding region: 1-1245 (414 amino acids)
Cellular component (GO): cytosol
Molecular function (GO): tRNA-guanosine(34) queuine transglycosylase activity
Source: RefSeq, a predicted model, not a curated record